Messenger RNA from Dermacentor andersoni, 2571 nucleotides. Its product is annotated as arylsulfatase B-like. The record is from RefSeq and is a predicted model, not a curated record. Gene Ontology annotation, molecular function: sulfuric ester hydrolase activity. Lineage: Eukaryota; Metazoa; Arthropoda; Arachnida; Ixodida; Ixodidae.
AUGGCAGCUUCUGCCCAGAUAAUCGCAGCACUCGUGGCGGUGGCCCUGCGGCUUGCUGUACUGGGAACGGUCGCGGAGCAACGGCAGCCGCCAAACAUCGUCUUCAUUUUCGCCGACGACCUGGGCUGGGCCGACGUCAGCUUCCACGGCUGCGCCCAAAUACCAACGCCCAACAUGGACGCCAUGGCCGCCGACGGCGUGGUGCUCAACAACUACUACGUCCAGCCAGUGUGCACUCCGUCCAGGGCGGCACUCAUGACGGGACUCUAUCCCAUACACACCGGGAUGCAGAGCUUGGUGAUACAAGUGGGCGAAGCUUGGGGCCUGCCGCUCGGGUUCAAGCUGAUGCCGCAGCACUUCAAGGACCUCGGCUACGCCACUCACAUGGUCGGCAAGUGGCACCUGGGCUAUCUCCAAGACGAGUACACACCCACGUACAGAGGCUUCGACACCUUCUACGGCUACUACAACGGCGAAGAGGACUACUACAACCACACCCUCAGAGAAGGCGAGCACUUUGGUUUGGACUUCUGGGAAGGCGUCAGCAGUGCAAACAACGAGAGCGGUCACUAUUCCACGACGCUGUUCACCGACAAGGCGGUUGAUCUGAUCAAGAGCCACAACGCAUCCCAGCCCUUCUUUCUGUACCUGAGCCACCAGGCGCCGCACGGAGGCGUCGAAGUCCCGCUGGCGGCGCCCAAGGAGAACAUCGAUAAGUUCGCGUACAUCGGAGAGGAGAACCGCACCGUGUACGCUGCCAUGGUGGACGCGCUGGACGAGUCCGUGGGCGCCGUGGUCGAGGCCCUGCAGGAGGCGAGCAUGCUGGACAACUCGGUGCUGGUGUUCAGCAGCGACAACGGCGGCGCCCCGUGGGGGACGCACGCCAGCCGCGGCUGCAACUGGCCCCUGCGCGGUUCCAAGGGCAGCCUGUGGGAGGGCGCCUCCCGGGCCGCCGCCUUCCUCUGGUCGCCGCUCCUCGCCGCCCGCGGCCGGGUGUCGCAGCAGCUGAUGCACGUCGCCGACUGGCUGCCCACGCUCUACUCGGCCGCCGGCGGUGAUCCAACCAGCCUGGAGCAUCUGGACGGCAUCGACAUGUGGCGCCACCUGUCGGAGGACAUUCCCUCUCCACGCAGCGACAUCUUGUACAACAUCGACCCCGUGAGCAACACGGCUGCGCUGCGACACGGUGACCACAAGCUCGUGCUGGGAACGGCUUCCGGUGGCAGGUACGACGAACGCACUCCGAUUCCCGGCAGUCCGAGGCCCGACGAAGACCUGGACGAACUGGCGUCGCGCUCCAAGGCCGCCGGUGCCCUGCGCCUGCUCUACAACAACGCCAGCCGCACCGGAACGACCACCGCCCAGUGGCGCCAGGAGGCUGCGUUACAGUGCGACGACACGAGCGAAUCUUCCAACUUCGUGAGCGGCGCGCCGCCUUACCUGUUCGACUUGAGCAAGGACCCUUGUGAACUGCACAACCUCGCAGAUACCGAGGCUGAGCUGCUGGCGUCGAUGAAGCGAAAGCUGGAAGAGUACGAAGCAACGGCCAUGGCGCCGAGGCUGAGACCGGUCGACCCGAACGCCUUCCCCGAAUUGCACAGCGGCGUGUGGGCUCCCUGGCAAUAACGGCGCUACAUAUAACGGCGCAGACGUCUACCCUAUAUAUACGUUCUCGUCUAGGGUGGUUGUGCCGCCUUCUCCGUCCCGAGGAGUGCAGUCGCUUUGGUGGUGUUUGCAUUCAGUUGAAACCCCAGUGAUUUUACCUCAGGAUCCGCCGACGCGGUUCCUUCAGCUAAUUCAUUCAUUUCACGUCGGUGUCACCAACCUUUAAUCAUUCAACAAUUUGCAUCGCCGGAUAAAUCAGAGUCGCGAUGGUUGUCAACAUUCACGCUUUCAUUGCAAUCAAUCACUGAUCGAUCAACCAGUCAAUCGAUUCCGGAGGCAGAAUAUAAUAAAUACGCUGUAUGACAGAGGACGUCCCAUAUGGCAUUGGUAUGAAAUCCAGGCGCUUCAUACCAAGCCUUACGAGCUGACAUUGAUGUGUUUCUGCGUUAUGUUGCUACAGAUCGGUACCCAAUGCGUAAAGCUGUGACUGUAACAGUUCCUUCGCGGCAUCACAUAUUUGCAGCGGCUGACUAACGCAAUCGGAAAAGACAACGCCUUUUUCUGGAUGUAUACCUGCUUGCCUGCCACUCUGUCAGCUACAGUUCGGCAAGAACAUGACUGUAACUAGCAAAUUUACAACAACGACGACGACGACGACGAAAAAAUAAUAAAGUAAUCGCAAACCAAAUCGAAAGGCUAUACGCAUUCGUAUAGGACAUGGCUAUAUAACAUGCCGGGGUGCUCCCAACGCGUACGCGGUCGUUAUGUAAAACACACGAAAGCGACUGUACUCCCUCCGUCUGUGUCCCGUGCUCGUCGCCAGUCGUCGAAAGAUUAACUAUAGUAUUACCUUCCUGUGUGAAAUCCUCGCUGCCAUCGCAGCCCGUAUGCCUUUAGUCCAGUGUACGAUUGCAUCAGGUGGUGGAUGUGCUUUCUUGAGUAUUAAACGCAUACAUUUUCCUCUAC